Messenger RNA from Funneliformis geosporum, 498 nucleotides. NCBI's taxonomy places the organism in Eukaryota, Fungi, Glomeromycota, Glomeromycetes, Glomerales, Glomeraceae. The record is from the annotation of a GenBank genome assembly.
AUGGACCUGAUAUAUUGUUUCGCCGUUUUACUUCGGCAGCCCUUUCCGCAAAUGUUGAAUGGAUUAUUAAAUGCGGAUGCUAUUCAUAGAGAUCUGCAUUCAGGAAAUAUAUUAUAUCGUAAGGAUACCAACGAGUGGUUUAUUGGUGAUCUCAGAUUUUGUGGGCCUAUUGAUAAACCUUUAAAAAGCGUAUAUGGAAAUUUUCCUUACAUAGCACCAGAAGUUAUGUUUGGAAAAGAAAGUACUAAAGCAUCAGAUAUUUACAGUAUAGGAAUGCUUAUGUGGGAGAUUUCAUCUGGACAACCACCCUUUGCUUAUUUUGAUCAUAAUUAUGAUCUUGUAAUGAAUAUAGUAAAUGGAAUGAGACCAAAUAUAGUUUCAGGCACUCCAAUAGAGUAUAAGGAAUUAAUGAUACAAUUCUACUCUGAUAAAUCCUUGAAUUCUGAAGAAAUUAAUCGACAACAAUCCGACUUUACCUUGUUCCUGCUAACUAAAUGA